CUCCGCCGCAGCCGCUGGAGCCGCGCUCUCCUCCUCCUCCUCUUUUUCCUCCUUCCCACCCUUUCCGGCCCUGGUGGCGCGAGCAUGACCCGGGAGCAGCCCGGAGCCGCUGCGCGCCGCUAGCCCCUCGCCCGCGCGUCCAGUCCCCUGUCCGGCAGGAGUCCAUAGCACGAUGGGUGGCGCCGCCGCCGCCAGCACCACCGUCGCCGCCGCCGCCGCCGCCCCGGCGCCCAGCGCCCACCUGCGGCCCUGGACUCGGCGUCCGCCUCGGCCGCUGCCGCCGCCGCCGCCGCUGUUGCUACUGCUGCUGCUCUUCGUCUCAGCCCGCGGGAUCUCCAAGGCCCAGAGCUUCGAGUUUCCGGAGCUAUGCAGUUAUACAUGGGAAGCUGUUGAUGUUGAAAGACGUAUACUUUAUAAAAUAAACCUCUGUGGAAAUAUGACUAUUCCCAAAUGUGAGUCUAGUGCCAUCUGUGCAUAUGAUUUGAAGAAUUUAUCUUAUCAUUCAGUAGGAGACUUAUCUUUGAAAAAUGGAACCAAAUCCUUGAUGGAAUUCAGCACAGGGGAUCAGUGUUUGCAGCAAGACAGGAGGACAACAGUACAUAGUAGUAUUGCCUUCUUAUGUGGGAAAACACUGGGAACGCCUGAGUUUGUAACCUCAACAGAAUGUGUGCAUUACUUUGAAUGGAGGACCACGGUGGCCUGCAAGAAAGAAACAUUUAAAGCUAACAAAGAGGUGCCAUGCUAUGUGUUUGAUCAUGAGUUAAGAAAGCAUGAUUUGAACCCAUUGAUCAAUACUUCUGGUAGCUACUUGGUGGAUGACUCUGAUCGUGAUACUUCCUUGUUCAUCAACAUUUGUAGAGACAUAGGUGGCUCAAGUCAAGACACACACUUUUGUCCCCCUGGUAGUGCGGCAUGUCUGGUGAAGGGGAAUCAAGGUUACGAUGUUGGAAGGCCAAAAGAAGGACUAAAAUUAGUGGGCAAAGACAGGCUUGUCCUUAGUUAUGUGAAAGAAGGUGAAGAUCAGCCCACUUUCUGUAAUGGUCAUAUUCCAGCAGUGACUAUUACAUUUAUUUGUCCAUCGGAGAGAAGAGAAGGCACAGUUCCUAAACUUACUGCCAAAUCCAAUUGCCGAUAUGAAAUUGAAUGGGUCACAGAGUAUGCUUGCCACAGAGAUUAUUUAGAAAGUAAGAACUGUAUUUUGAAUAAUGAGCAACAUGAUAUCUCCAUUGACCUUAACCCUCUCUCCCAGAAAAAAGCUUAUGAAUCACCAUACUAUGCUACAGAUGGAAAAGAAUAUUUUUAUUAUAUGAACGUAUGUAGAGGGACUGAAGCCCAGGUUUGCAAAAGUAAGAGAGGAGCUGCUGUUUGCCAGGUGAAGAAGGAGGAUCCAGGACAAGUCAAAGUAGCAGGAAAAUACCAGAACCAGACCCUCCGAUACUCUGAUGGAGACCUUACCUUAAUCUAUCCUGGUGGAGAUGCAUGUGGAUCAGGCUUUCAGCGAAUGACAGUCAUCAACUUUGAAUGCAACAAAACAGCAGUUAAUGAUGGAAAAGGAACUCCUGUAUUUACGGGUGAGGUUGACUGCACCUACUUUUUCACAUGGGGUACAAAAUAUGCCUGUGUCAAAGAGAAAGAAGACCUUCUUUGUAGAGUCACCGAUGGGAACAAGCGAUAUGAUUUGUCCUCCUUGGUUCGUCACUCAGAAUUGGAGAAAAAUUGGGAAGCUGUGGACAGCAGCCACAUAGAAUUAGGAAAAAAGCACAUCUUCAUCAAUAUCUGUCACAAAGUACUUCAGGAAGGGAAGGCUAAAGGCUGUCCAGAAGAUGCAGCUAUAUGUUCUGUUGGUGAUCAAGGUUUUAAAAAUCUGGGCAAGUUUGUGUCUUCUCCAAUAAAGAAUAAGGACAAUAUUCAGCUUUCUUAUUCUGAAGGUGAUAACUGUGGCAAAAACAAGAAAAUCACAACUAUCAUAACACUUAUAUGCAAGCCAGGUGAUCUCGAAAGUGCUCCAGUUUUGAGAAACUCAGGGGAUAAUGGCUGUUUGUAUGAAUUUGAGUGGCAUACAGCUGCUGCCUGUGUUUUGUCUAAGACUGAAGGAGAUAAUUGCAGAGUUACUGAUUCACAAGCAGGAUUUUCUUUUGAUUUGUCACCUUUGACUAAGAAAAAUGGGGACUAUUCUGUUGGAACAGGCAAAUAUAACUUCUAUAUAAAUGUUUGUGGUGCUGUCUCUCAAGAUAUUUGUCUGCCAAACUCGGGAGCAUGCCAGGUGGAAAAAAGUCAAAGGAAAGCUUGGAAUCUGGGAAUAAAUAGUUCUGCCCUUUCCUAUUAUGAUGGGAUGAUUCAGUUGAGUUACAAAGGUGGUACACCAUACAAUGAUGAAAAACACACACCGCGAGCUACCCUUAUCACUUUCCUUUGUGAUAGAGAUGCUGGAAUAGGUGUCCCAGAGUACCAGGAAGAAGAUAAUUCCACCUAUAAUUUUAGGUGGUAUACUAGUUAUGCAUGUCCAGAGGAACCAUUGGAAUGUAUGGUGACAGAUCCCAGUACCCUGGAGCAGUAUGAUUUAUCCAGCUUAGCAAAGUCUGAAGAUAGUAGUGGCAGAAACUGGUAUGCAAUGGACAACUUUGGAGAACAUAGCACAUGGAAGAAAUACUAUAUAAAUAUUUGUCGACCUUUGAACCCAAUUCCAGGCUGUGAUCGAAAUGCUUCAGCUUGUCAGAUGAAAUAUGAAAAGGAUCAAGAUUCGUUUUCUGAAACAGUGGCAAUUAGCAAUUUAGGUGUUGCAAAAACAGGUCCUAUAAUUGAUGGCAAUGGCAGCCUCAUUUUAGAGUAUGUGAAUGGCUCUUCAUGUAUUAAUAGUGAAGGAAAGACCACUACUUAUUCCACAAGAAUCCAUCUUAUCUGUUCUAGAGGAAGUCUGAACACCCACCCAGUGUUUUCUAUUAUUCGAGAAUGCACUGCCACUUUCCUGUGGAAUACUGAAGCUGCCUGUCCAAUCAAAACAACUGAUGAAAAUCAGGCCUGCUCUAUAAGGGAUCCAAACAGUGGAUUUGUGUUUAAUUUUGACCCACUAGCUAAACCAAAUGGAUAUGUAGUCUCUGGUGUUGGAAAGACUUUUAUGUUUAAUAUCUGUGGAACACUGCCUGCCUGUGGGACUAUUGAAGGGAAGGAUGCUGCUGGAUGUGAAGGAGAGAUCAAAUCAGAAGACCUAAAUGAUCUGAAACCAGAAAGGCGAGUUGGAGCUAAGAAAAGCCUUCACUUAACCACAGAGGGUUUUAUAACACUUAUCUACAGAGGAGCCCUUUCACCAUCUACAGGGGCUUCAGAUGCUUUCAUCAUACGUUUUAUCUGCAAUGAUGAUAUCUACCGAGGAAAACCCAAAUUCAUACGUCAAGACAUUAAUUCUGAACUAGGGAUCUAUGAUACUUUCUUUGAGCUUGAAACAGCUUUAGCCUGUGUACCUUCUCCAGUAGAUUGCCAAGUUACUGACCUUGCUGGCAACGAAUAUGAUCUAAGUGGCCUGAGCAGAACGAGAGAACCUUGGAUUGCACUUGAUACUUCAACAGAAGGAAAAAAAAGAACUUUUUACUUAAAUGUUUGCAAUCCUCUACCUCAUAUUCCUGGAUGUUAUGGCAGCGCAUUGGGAUCUUGUGUAAAAUCUGGUGACACAGGCACAAACCUAGGUGUUGUACAGAUCAGUCCUCAAACUGCCGCUAAUGGAUCUCUGAGUAUUGUUUAUGUGAAUGGUGACAAAUGUGAAAAUCAACGUUUCUCCACACGUAUCAUCUUUGAAUGUGAUCAGGCACCUGGAUCUCCAGUGUUUCAGCAUAAGGAAGGUUGUGAAUAUGUAUUUGUUUGGAGAACCAUAGAAGCUUGUCCUAUUCGGAAAGCAGAAGGAGACAACUGUGAGGUGAAAGAUCCAAGGCACGGCCAUAUUUAUAACCUGAGGCCCCUGGCUGUAAAUGACACAAAAGUGACUGCUGGUGAAUACAACUAUUACUUCCGGGUCUGUGGGAGUCUGUCCUCCAACAUGUGCAAGCAUUUGGACAGCUCUAAAAAAGUAUCAUCAUGUCAGGAAAAGAAGGGGCUUUCGCCUUUCCAGAAAAUUGCAGGGUUACUUACCCAGAAGCUGACUUAUGAAAAUGGAUUAAUAAAGAUUAAUUACACUGGUGGGGAUACAUGUCAUAAAAUAUAUCAAAGAUCUACAACCAUAUUUUUUUACUGUGAUCGCGUCACCCAGAAGCCAGUGUUCUUGAAGGAAACAUUAGAUUGUUCUUACUUGUUUGAGUGGCGAACCCAAUAUGCUUGUCCACCUUUUGAGUCCAUUGAAUGUUCAUUCAGAGAUCAUGAAGGAAACUCCUUUGAUCUUUCAUCCCUAUCACGAUACAAUGACAACUGGGAAGCCAUUACAAGAACUGGUGCUACAGAGCGUUAUUUUAUCAACGUCUGCAAGUCUCUGGCCCCACAGCCUGGCAUUGGAUCGUGCCCUCCUGAUGCAGCUGUCUGCUUGGUGGAAAACUCUAAAUACACCACCCUGGGCAGGGUGAGUGAUGGUCCAAAGUGGAGCAGUGAAGGCACUUCCAUUCUGAAGUAUCUCAACGGAGACCUGUGUCCAGACAAGAUCCGUAGAAAGAUGACAACAAUCUUUUUGACAUGCAGUGUCAGUCAUGUAGAUUCUAAGCCCAUGUUCAUAAGUGCAGUAGAAGACUGUGAGUAUACUUUCUCAUGGCAGACUUCGGCGGCAUGUCCUUUAAAGAGCAAUACACAGGAGAACUGUCAAGUCACCAAUCCUGCUACAGGCCAUCUAUUUGAUCUGAACUCUUUAAAGAAUGAUUCUGGCUACUCAGUUCCUUAUAGUGAAAAGGGAUUAAUUUAUAUAGGCAUUUGUGGAGGAACUAAAAACUGCCCUUCUGGAGUUGGUGUUUGUUUUGGAUUGACCAAAAUUAAUGCUGGAAGUUGGAACAAAAGGCUUAUGUAUGUAGAUCAAGUCUUACAGCUGGUUUAUGACGAUGGAGCCCCUUGCCCUUCCAAGAAUGCCCUGAAGUAUAAGAGUGUAAUUAGCUUUGUGUGCACAUACAAUUCUGGGGCAACCAAUAAGCCUGUGUUUGUUUCCUUGGAUAAACAGACAUGUACCAUUUACUUUUCCUGGCACACCCCACUGGCUUGUGAGAAAGAGGAGCAGUGUUCAGUGAAAAAUGGAAGCUCUGUUAUUGACCUCAGCCCUUUGAUCCAUCGAACUGGUGGCUAUGAAGCUUAUAAUGAAAAUGAUCUAUCUGAUACAAAGCCAGAUUUCUAUAUUAACAUCUGUCAGGCUCUCAAUCCCAUUUAUGGAGUUUCUUGUCCAGCUGGAUCAGCAGUAUGUAAGAUUCCUGUUGAUGGCUCUCCUAUAGAUGUUGGCCGUGUCACUGGACCUCCACAAAUUAAUCAUGCUACUAAUGAAAUUUAUAUGACUUUUGAUAGUUCUACUCCAUGUCCUUCAGAUAGAAAUGCUAACUAUUCCUCAAUUAUUUUAUUUCAUUGUAAGAGGGGAAUAAGUAUGGGAUCACCAAAGAUGAUAAAAAGCAGUGGUUGUGAUAAUGUGUUUGAAUGGGAAACUCCAAUUGUGUGUCCAGAUGAUGUAAAAACUAUUGGCUGUUCAGUGACAGAUGAGCAGCUGUACUACAGCUUUAACUUGUCCAGUCUUUCUAAAAGACCAGUUAAGGUAACUUAUGGACCCCAUACUUACAAUGUGGGUGUGUGUGCUGCAGCAAAUAGUGAUCCUCAAGGGAGCUGUAAAGAUGGAGGAGUGUGCUUGCUCUCAGGUAGUAAGGCCUCUUCCUUUGGACGGCUAGCAUCGAUGAGUUUGGAUUAUAGACAUCAAGAUGAAACUGUCAUUUUAAAAUAUCUAAAUGGUGAUCAGUGUCCUCCAGAAACUGAACAAGGUGAUCCUUGCGUCUUUCCUUUCACAUAUAAUGGAAAGAGCUAUGAUGAGUGUAUUAGAGAAGAUAAACAAAAACCCUGGUGUGCUACAACAGAAAACUAUGCCAGAGAUCAGAAAUGGGGAUACUGCAGAUAUUCAAAUAGCUAUAGAUCAUCUACUAUUAUAUUCAGCUGUGAUGAAAAUAUUGAUAUCGGGUCACCAAAAGUCUUCACUGAGACCCGUGGAUGUGAGGUGACUUUUGAAUGGAAAACAAAAGUUGUCUGUCCCCCAAAGAAGAUGGAUUGUAAAUUCAUUCAGAAACACAAAACCUAUGAUCUGCGGCUGCUCUCUUCUCUUACUGGGUCCUGGUUGUUUGUCCAUGAUGGUACCUCAUACUAUAUUAACUUGUGUCAGAGCAUAUAUAAAGGACCCUCUGGCUGCCCUGAAAGAGCUAGCAUUUGCAAAAAGAGUAUAACUGGUACUGUCCAGGUUUUGGGACUUGUUCAUACACAGAAGCUAGAUGUGACAGGUGACAACAUCCUUGUAACUUAUUCAAAUGGUUAUGAGUGUAGUCGAAAUAAGACUGCAACCACAGUUAUAGAGCUGAAAUGUGCAAAGACGGUUGGCAAGCCUAUGCUUAAAAGGUUUGAUAUAGAGAGGUGUACAUAUUAUAUUAUGUGGGAAACUCGAGCAGCCUGUGCAGUGAAGCCACAGGAGGUGGAGAUGGUGAACGGGACCAUCAUCAAUCCUGUCAAUGACAAGCGUCUCAGCCUAGGAGAGAUUUAUUUUAAGUCAUUCAGUGCCUCUGGGGAUAUGAGACCUAAUGGGGAUGCUUAUAUGUAUGAAAUCCAGCUUUCUUCUAUCACAAAUUCAGCAAAUCCGUUGUGUUAUGGAGCUAGUAUAUGUCAGGUUAAAACAAACGAUCAACACUUCGGUAGGCAAGUUGGAUCUUUGGAUAAAACUAGAUAUUAUAUUCAAGAUGAUGAUCUGGAUGUCGUGUUUUCCUCUUCCUCAAAGUGUGGGAAAGAUAACACGAAAUAUGUCUCUUCUACCAUCUUUUUCCAUUGCGAUCCCUCGGCGAAGGAGGGUAUCCCCGAAUUCAGUCAUGAAACAGCAGACUGUCAAUACCUCUUUUCAUGGUAUACCUCUGCUGUGUGCCCUCUGGGGAUGGAAAUUAUUAAUGAUAGAGAUGAAAAUGCACCAAAUCACAAGGGUCUCUCUGGAAGAAGCCAGGCUGUUGGGGCAAUUCUCAGCUUGCUUCUGGUGGUCCUUACUGCUUGUCUCUUGAUUAUGUUACUCUAUAAAAAAGAAAGAAGGGAAACCGUCAUGCAUAGAAUAAGCAACUGCUGUAAGAGAAGUUCCAACGUGUCUUACAAAUAUACUAAGGUAAACACAGAAGAAGAGGCAGAUGAAAAUGAAACAGAGUGGCUUAUGGAAGAGAUUCAGCUGUCAGCUUCAAGACCUGGGAAGGAAGGGCAAGAAAAUGGCCACAUUACCACCAAGUCUGUGAAAUCAGAUGCCCUAACUUCCCUGCAUGCAGAUGACCAGGACAGUGAAGAUGAGGUUCUGACCAUUCCUGAUGUGAAAAUCCACCUGGCCAGAGGCACGCGGCCAGGAGGACCAGACAAGGUGAGAAAUCUACAAAGGAAGACAUUCAAGCAUGGCAAUGAUGACACAGUUGGUUUGCUUAAAGGAGAGAAGGAAAGAAAAGGAAAACCUCAGUCAGGACAGCAGAAAGCAAUGGAUUCUGCAUACCCCAUGUCAUUUCAUGAUGACAGCGAUGAAGAUCUGCUCCAUGUCUAAAACUCCCUCUCGUGCCUACAAGAGAAAAUUUAUUAGUGGGACAGCAAAGCAUCUCCAACCAAAUAUGAAGACUUCAACUUGAUGCUUCUAUUAUUUUUGCCUUUAACAAGAACUCAUUCAAAAGGGAAGAAGUUUUUGUGCUGGUGACGGGGAGAAGGGGAAUGAUGGCUCAGCUUAUUCAUGUUUGUUUACAGGUGAUGGAAAAGUCAUUGCCUAAGUUAGCCAGCUCACAUCGGUACUCUGACUCCAGGGUUCUGUUCAUGUCUGCAUUUAUAAGCAUAGCCAUUAGAAGCUUAUUAGCUAUUAUUUAGUACAAAUAUACUCCCAGAAGGCAGGGUUUGAUUUAAAUGAAGGGGAAAAAAAGCCCUGACACUUUAGACCAUUUAAGAUACUUGAUUAUUAGCAUUUUAAUUCUCUCUCCACCCCCUAUUUAUUGACUGACUACUCAGGUUUGCUAAAAUAACAGUAACAGUUUCUUCCUGCCGGCAGGGGGUAUUCUAUUGAUUCACCCAUUGUAGGAGAAAGAAAAGGUGUUAAUCCAUAUGCUGGGAUGGUCUGAGGUAAAAUUUUUGGACCUGGUGUAUCAUUUAUCCUUUAUGUUGAAGUUUUUCAUUUCUGGACUUCGGAUUUUUUUUUUUUAAGAAACAAAAUGCUCUUUAGUUUCUUGGGUGCUUCAAAAGGUUCACAUUUUGUAUAUGGCUUUAGCCAAAAACAGCUGCUGCUCUUUGCAUGUUAUUCUUGGUCCUGGUCAUAUGAAGCAAAUCUAUCAGUAUUUUGCUAGACUUCUGGUGAACCCAAACAACUGACCCAAAGAUUGAUUUCCAAUGGAGUUGAGACUUGGUGCCAUACCACAGAAAAUAACCAGGUUUCUCAGGAUUGUGGGUAUAGGUCAUCUCAGUAUCAUCUUCACUGUCUGUCUAAUUCUAUAUUUUUAAAGAAAAAAAAAAGAACUUUGUAAACCAUUGGACCUACAGAAGCCUUAAUUUGCACAAUGUGUAUCUUUAUGGAACUAAUUGCAUGAAAAAUGUUUGGCCAAAAUCUUAUCAGUAGUAUCAUACUUCAAUUCAUCCUCUAUUUGGAGGUCAUAAUUAUUACUUAUAGUGUUGCCUCUAUAGAAUGGAAAUAAUGGCAUUCUUCCUCUAGCUCUUAACUCCUUUCUGGAAGUGUUCAUUGAAUUAUCUUCAGGGGGAUUAACCUGAUGUUGUAGAAUUGUAUAUAGAUAUGUGGUAUUCAAAUUCUUAAAAACAAAUAGAAAAAGCCAAGUCCCCUGGUUUGUACCUGCUUUGGCUGGCUUACUUGGUUUCAACAUGAGUGUAUUUUUAAAGGUUGAUUUCUCUCCCCAUUUUCCAAUAAAAUUAACUGUAAUAUAAAGUAUUCUGCAAUUUCAAUAAAAGAUAAAUUAUUAAUUUGGUACUCCAGUUUAUUCCCCUCAGUGGAGAGAGAACUCCUAAAACUGUUUUCUUAACAGGAAAAUGGUUUUAAGAUUGUGUUUUAAAUGUAAAGUGUUGGUUCCAACUCAUUAGUCUUGUUUUUCUUGAAGCUAUUUUUUCUGGAGAAGGGUACCAAAUCCUAACAAACCUGGUCUGUUCUGUUCCAUUCUUUCAUUUCGAUCUGAUUUUUCUCAUAGUUCCAAGAUAACAGAUCUCUAGUAUGUGUUUCUAAUUUCCCUGGAGUCCUAGAGAAAUAAUAGUACAAUGGAACUAUAUGGAAUUUAAUAGAAGCAAUCAUUAAAAAUUAGUAACAGUGAUUUGAAGGAAAAGUUUCAAAUGUAGGAUUUGGGUUUUGUUUUUUCUUUUUGUCUAAGGAGGAGAGUGGUUUUAGAUCAAGAGUGAGUAUAUUAACAUUAAUACAAAAUGAAUACAUAGUCUGUACUUUAAAGUCGACUCCCCUAAGUAAAGUUUAUUUUGAGAAUAUGCUAUUUUUGAUUUUAUAAAUCCUUAAAGGGUCUGUCAUUUUAACAAGUAACUUUGAUUAUUACUAAGAUUAGCUUGGAAUAGUGUUACAUAUUCAAGAUAUAUGAAGAACUAGCAACUGGAAAAUGAUAGAGAAAGUUGGGCAAAAAUGUUAUAUUUUUCUCUUUUUCUCUAUAGCCAACAUUGAGGUAAAUGCUUGAAUUAUAUUUAUGUUUGCAGAAUUACUUGAAUUUUUUCCCCCUUUAUGUUUCAGGUUGAGGGAAGAAUCUAUAUUUUAUAAUAAAUAUUAGAUGUUUUUAAUUUUAUUUUUUAUAGAUGCCUUCUGUUUUUAUAUCACAUUUAUUUCUAAAUAUGUCCCUGCCCCUUCCUGCUCCCACUCAUUAAGCCAUCUUUUUCAAAAGGUUAAAAAAGAAGGAAAGACAAGUUUAGCCAAACAAAUGAAUACCAGGCCAGAUCUUUUCAAAUAUUGACUUCUCUAAGCUCAUCUACUCUCUUUCCUGGGUUCCUAUGAUGGAUUGUGAAUCAGAGAUCAUUUACCCUUUGGCAAAAAGAUUGGAAUGCAUUUUCUGCACAUUUCCACUCUGCUGAUUGACAUGGUUUCAGAUUUACCCAGUGGACUUCUUUACUUUGCUUAGAUCAAAGAAAUCGACACUACUAGGAUGUAGUUUCUGGGUUGACUUUUCAGUAUUUUGUUCAAGGACUUAAUGGAAUAAUUUUGCUUUAUUAAGAAAUUUUCUUUAAAAAAUUUUUCCCCUUUGUGAUUUGUAAGAGGUCUGUUGUAUCCUUAAUUACAAUUUUUACUGUCUUAUCAUGGGCUCCCCUUCCCCUGAAAAGAAAGUAUAGUGAAAAUUAUGGUUCACCAAAAUUCAGCUUUUGAGAUAGUUUUCUGUGUUGUAAAAUUAGGCUAUUCCUAUAGAUUCAUUUGUUAUUCCAAUAGGACUUGCUGCUGCAGAGGAUACCUUGGGAUAUUAAAGCAACAGCCUUGAUUAUGUGAGUCACCCGGAGAACUGGUAUUCUCUAUCUCAUAGACAGACGUCUUAUAAGUAUUUUAAAGCGACUGAAGUUUCAGUUGAAUUUUCAGAUGCUUAGAGAAAUAAAAGUUUGGCCCCUUUCCAGAAACAAACUGGUUUAAGCAGGUUAGGGAAUUAUUGAGUUUGAUUUGUAAAGAUUUUAAGGAAAAGCUGGCUUGAAACUUCCCCGGGGACAAGAUACAUAGCUCUUUCUGGAGCUGUACUAGAGAAAGUUAAGCCUUGGAGAGCUUUUAAUGUCUAGUAGACAAAUGGCUUUCUGGGAAGGUAGGAAAGGCCAAGGGUCCCAGGCCUUUUCAGUAUCUGUGAGCCUCUCACAGGUCAGAGGAAAGGGUACUUAGAAAAGCCAAAGUUAGCCAUAGGGGAGAGGCUGUUUAUAUCACUUCAAAUUUUGUUCUAUGUUCUUUCAGUAUAACUUUGUAAAGCAUAGUAAUUAGAAAUGAAUUAUACAGCUAUUUUAGUUUAUUUCUUUAGAAAAAGCAAUUAACUACGUUUUUAAGCAAACACUCUGAUCCGUAAAGAAGCAUUCAUGAAGCACUUAUCAUUUGCCAGGUACUGUGUUAGGUCCAGAGAAUAUAAACACAACAAUGGCAGCCCCUGCUCUCAAAGACUUGACAUUUUAUCAGGAGAGGUAUCAUUAAUAUGUAAGUACAGACUAGAUAUGUAUGAAAUAAAUGCAAAAGAGUUUGGAGGAAAAGGCUGAGGGUUCAGGAAAGACCUCAUGAAAAAGGAGUUGAGCCUUGAAGGAAGUGAGGGAUUUUUAAGAGACAGAGGUGAGGAGGGAGUACACUCAGGGUAUGCAUGCAAAGGCAUGGAGUCGGAAGAUGGAGCGUUGUAUGUGAGGUCAACAAAGAAGUCCAGUUUGGUUGGACCAAAGAGUACACAAUAGGGAUUAUAAUGUGUGAUAAGGCUGAAGAGGUAGGUUUAAAAAAAAAGAAUAUUUAGGGCAGCUAGGUAGAGCAAUGGAUAAAGCACCGACCCUGGAUUCAAGAGGACCUGAGUUCAAAGUCGACCUCAGACACUUGACACUUAUUAGCUGUGUGACCCUGGGCAAAUCACUUAACCAUCAUUGCCCACCCCCCCCAAAAAAAGAGAGAAUAUUUAUUAAGAGGAGCGCAGCAUAUAAUAUAGGGCAGAGAGUAUUACACUGGGAGUCCUGGUCUCAGUUCUGUCAUUAACCUGAUGGAUGACGUUGUUGGAUAAGGCAAACUUCAUAAGCCUAAAUUUUCCUUAAUGAUAGAAUUAAGUACACAAUCUGUAACAUAUCUUCCACCUCUAAAUGUUUUUUUAUUGUAUAACUGACACUUGUCCUAAUUCAAUGUCUUAGAAAAAAACCAAACACCAACAAACCAACUAUUUUACCAUUUGACUGUGAUCUUGGACAAGGUACUUUUGACCUUCUUAAAUCUGAAUAAUUCUUGUACCCCCUACUACCUGGGGCUAGGUGGCACAAUGGAUUGCGUAUUGGGCCUAGAGUUAGAAAGACCUUAGUUCAGAUUCAGCUUCAGCAAUUUGCUGCAUGUGGAGGAAAUAAAAAGUAAAAAGACUGGAAAGAUAGAGCCCAGUUUGUGAAGGAUUUGUGAGAGCGUGAAAGCCUUUUGUUCUUGAUCUUGGUGGUAACAGGGAUUCAUCGGCGUUUAUUUGGUAGGGGGCUAACAUCUACACUAUAGGAAAGAUCCCUUUGAUAGCUGAGUGGAGAGUGGAUGAGAGUGGGGAGACCCACCAGAAGGCUGUCAUAGUAAAGCUAUGAGCUGAUAAGGACUUAGACCAGGAUGAUGGUCGUGUGAAUGGAGAGAAGGAAAUGUACUCGGGAGAUGCGAAGGCAGAAAAAACCAGACUUGGCCACAGAUUUGUGAGUCUAAGAGAAGAGUCGAGAAUGACACCAGGGUUGUGAUUGUGGAUGACCAGAAGGGUAGUGGUGCCCUUCGUAGUACUAGCAAAGUUGAGGAGAGGGCCUUGGCAAGGAAAGCUAGUGUUCUGAACAUGUUGAGUUUGAAAUGCAUAUGAGACAUCCGGGCUGAGGCGUCCAAAAAAAGAGAAAAGAUAGGACUAGAUGUAUAGAUCUAAGGACCAUUUGCAUAAAUAUGAUCAUUGAACUCAUGGCAAGAGAAGAGAGCCAAGGACAGGGCCUCUGGAGACAUCUAUGGUUAGUGGGUGUAACCUGAAUGAAGAUCCAGUGAAGGAGAUUGAGGAGUCAUCAAACAGGUAGAAGCACUUGGGGAAUAGAUUGAAUGCCUUCUCUAUUUUCAGCACUGUUUUAGUCAACAUAAGCAGAUACAAAAGGAAAAAGACUUGAUCUUUGUUUUGUAUAAGCCUAAACAAAAUGGUUUUUCCCCUUCCUGGACCACCGAGGGUCAUAGUUACACCAAAUUCAUCCCACAAACAUUGUGAGUGCCUGUUGAAUACAGAGCACCGUAUAAGAUAAUAUUAGUAACUAAUAGGAAAUAGUUUUUUUCUUUGAAGCAUAAUUCAUAUUUCUAUAACACUGUAAAGUUUACAAAGAGCAGCUCCUACAGGAGAGGAUCCCUGUUCCAAACUGUCCUACGAUUGGCUGACAAGGUCUUUGUCCCAAAGUGUCUGUCAUUUCCUUGCUCAGUAAUCCAGAGGCUGUCUAUUAUCUCCACAAUCAAAUAUCAAAUGCUCUUUGGCAUUUAUAGCCCUUCAGUCUGCAAUCUAUCUACCGCUCCUGUCGUCUUAAGCUUCCCUCCAUAGACUUCGAUUCAGCUGUGCCGCCCUACUUGCGAUUCUUCUUAGGAGGUAUUCCAUCUCUCAUCUCCACGCCUCUGUACUGAAUGUUCUAUGCCUGGAAUGUGCUUCAUCUCUACCUUUUCGAAUCCCAAACUUCCUUAAAGACACCUCAGCCUGCCACCUAAUGCAGGAGGCCUUUGCCUUCUUAGGCUACCUUGUAAAGACUUUGUAUAUGUAUGUUGUAUGCAGCUAUUUAUCCCCAUGUUGUAUCGCCAAUCAGAAUGUAAGCUCCUGCUUGAAUGGUACUAUUUUUGACUUUCUUUGUAUCUCUAGCACUUAGAAGAGUACCUGGCACAUAAUGAGCCCUUAAUAAAUGCUUGUUACAUGUU
Messenger RNA from Dromiciops gliroides (monito del monte), 13717 nucleotides. RefSeq names its product insulin like growth factor 2 receptor (gene IGF2R). The transcript is spliced from 48 exons. The record is from RefSeq and is a predicted model, not a curated record. NCBI's taxonomy places the organism in Eukaryota, Metazoa, Chordata, Mammalia, Microbiotheria, Microbiotheriidae. Gene Ontology annotation, molecular function: signaling receptor activity; insulin-like growth factor binding; D-mannose binding. The coding region runs from base 173 to 7699 and encodes 2508 amino acids. Gene Ontology annotation, biological process: lysosomal transport. Gene Ontology annotation, cellular component: late endosome; trans-Golgi network; plasma membrane.